AUGGGAACCAACACGCUCUUCUUCUACGGCACACUGAUGGCCCCACCCGUCCUCUACCGCGUCAUCUACGGCACGUCCUCGCCCAAGCCCGAAGAGUAUCCGGCCAUGAAGUUCUUGAGUGUCAGAUCGGGGUUGUUGCGUGGGCAUAGGCGGCAUCGGGUUGUGGGCGCGGACUACCCGGCUGUCACACCGGAAAAGGGAGGGAGUGUGAGAGGGACACUGGUUGGUGGGUUGACGGAGGGGGAUGUCUGGCGCUUGGAUGUCUUUGAGGGGAGCCAGUAUGAGCGGAGGGAGGUGGGCGUUGAUGUGCUGGAGGGGGUUGGGUUGGGGGAGGCUAAAGAGCCUGAGACGGUGAAGGCGCAGACGUACAUCUGGGCGUCGCCGCUCGAGGAGCUUGAGUCUCAGGAAUGGGACUUUGAGAACUUCAAGAGGCGGAAGAUGUCGAGGUGGGCUGGUCUUGAGUCGGAUGACGGAGGCUGGGGUGGAUCUUCGGAGGAUAAUGAGGAGGUGGUGGAGGAAGACCAGGGGUUCGCGGAUGUCGAGCAUGCUGUGAGGAAUGGCGAUGUGGUAGACAAGGCCAGGGAUGGUGUGAGGGGUGAUGACGGGAUGGGUGGACGGGGGAUCAAUGGUGUUAUUGGGCGGCAGCUGGCUGAGGUGCAGCGGAAUGGGGCGAGGUGA
Molecule: messenger RNA, 678 nt
Organism: Cyphellophora attinorum
Lineage: Eukaryota; Fungi; Ascomycota; Eurotiomycetes; Chaetothyriales; Cyphellophoraceae
Product: Protein AIG2
Exons: 2
Coding region: 1-678 (225 amino acids)
Source: RefSeq, a predicted model, not a curated record